Molecule: messenger RNA, 3202 nt
Organism: Anneissia japonica
Lineage: Eukaryota; Metazoa; Echinodermata; Crinoidea; Comatulida; Comatulidae
Product: serine/threonine-protein phosphatase 6 regulatory ankyrin repeat subunit C-like
Exons: 3
Coding region: 245-2938 (897 amino acids)
Biological process (GO): protein localization to ciliary inversin compartment
Cellular component (GO): ciliary inversin compartment
Molecular function (GO): protein binding
Source: RefSeq, a predicted model, not a curated record
CGCAAAGUAAUCAAGAACGUAAACAUUGCUGCUAAAAUCAAAAAGUUGAGCCAAGAACAGGGAGGAAGGAGAUGAACCAUGUUACGAUCUUUAGAAGAUGUUGAUAGAAUGGCCUACAGCAGAAGAUACAUAAUACUUUACUAAAUGCAAUUAAAGCAAGUACAUUGGUUUCAUUGGCUACUUAAUAUUAUGCCUUUUAAGUAGGCCUCAUACAUUAUAAACCACGUAUGCAAUUUUAAACAUAAUGGAUAAGACAGCAGCUGAGAGACUUUUAGAGGAGGCGGUUUCAGCAAAUGAUUCACAAAAACUAGAGGAAAUUAUUUCUGGGCUGGAAAGAAGAAACUUUCCACCAGACAAGUUAAAAGAAUUGUUGAACAGUCAACUGUACCAAGCCAUGUCGCAUUCAAGCCAGGACAUUGUGAGGUUCCUAGUAAAGAAAGGUGCUGAUAUAAAUCACCACAAUUCAAUAAAGCAGUCUAUUCUUUUCAGAGCAAUUCAUAGCACCACUGCAGAAAGUGAGAACAUUCUGAAGUUUUUGCUGGAAAAUGGAGCAGAUAUAAACCAUAAGAAUAUAAAUGGCCAGACAGAUUUUAUGGACUUGAUGGUUAGUGAUAAACUGACAUACAGUUAUUUGUUGGAUAUUGUUGAUGCUGUUAGCAAUAUACAAGAAAGAGAUCUGAGAACUGGUGGAAGCUAUCUCCAUAUUGUCAGUAAUCGCUGGGAUGAUGAAAGCAGGGUUGAUAUGCUAAAUAAGCUGUUGAAAAUGGGGUUGGAUAUAAAUUGUUUAGACAACAAUGAUGAUACACCACUCCACCUAAUGGGUGGAAUUGCAUGUUGUUAUUCAAUUAAAUUUCUUUUGGAAAACGGUGCUGAUAUCAAAGCCAGAAACAGAAUGGGUGAAACAGUUCUGCAUUACCUUGCAUGUAGCAACGAAUUCGAUGGUUUCUCGGAUUCAUUGAAAUUGCUAAUAGAUAAAGGUGCUGAUAUAAACGAGUUAGAUUACGAAGGUCGAACAUCUGUUCACCAAGCUUUAACUUCGAAGGACACGACCUGUGAAUCUAUCAAAGAGUUGAUGAAAUAUGGAAUAAAGAUGAAUGUACAAGACUAUAGUGGACGGAAUGAAAUAUUCUUUGCUGUACAUGAUGUAAAAAGCUAUUUGAAGUAUACUGAGGAGGCUGAUUUGGAACGUCGCAGCGAAGUCAUUAAACUGUUAGCAGAGGAAGGCGUGGAUGUGAACACAGGCGACAUGCACGGUAUAACGCCACUGCAUAUGUCUACAACCCUUGGAUCGGAUGAGUUGGACAUUUUAGUUACAUUAUUAGACCUGGGAGCUGACUUCACUAGAAAAACUAACACAGGAGCAACCGCUUUGCACUGGGCAUGUAAAACCUAUAACAUGGCACAUGUUUUGACUUUUUUUUAUUUAGAAAAUGGCAAAGACAUCAAUGUUAAAGACGAUUACGGCUCAACAAUCCUCCACUGGGCUGUUUGGCAUAGAAAACUAUCAGUCUGUCGGAGUGUGUUACAAGCUGGCGCUGAUGCAAAUAUCAAAGACACAACCGGCAAAACACCUGGUGAUCUAGCGCGAAUUCUGCACUUUGACGAUUUUCAUAAGUUGCUGUCCACUUACAAAACACUGGAACCACUAGAAAUACAGUACCCCGUUGUGGUAUGCAAUGGGAGUGAUCCAAUAUUUAGUUGUCCAAUUCUAAAAUACAUCAAAAAAUUAGACCACAAAAUUGAUGUCCAGGAGUAUAUGAAGCAUGUUGACCUGCACAAAGCCUCUCUGAGCAGGUCUGUCAGUAUCAUGUUAGGAUUGUCCAAUAUGGGAAUGUUUUAUGACAUUGAGGAAAACACCACUGUUCCAGAAAAAAUUGACACCUUGAUGUGUUCGAUCGUUAACAAAGUGGCUGGACGAAAUCCGUUGUUUUGUUGUGAAUUGCGGUUGGCUGGCAGUUCAUUUGAAGGGACAAAAGUACAAGUUAGAGAUGAAUUUGACUACAUAUGGAGUUUGACAGAAUUCAAUGAAUCAUUCGUUCCAGUUGAAUCCUCGGUAUUUCCAGAAGGUUUUGUUAAACUUCAUAUAAAAGAAGAAAUGAUUGGAGGUCGUUUUUCUCAGUAUCUUGACAAAGACAACUUUCUAGACAGCAGAUUUUUAACUCGACAGUUAUUCAGUCUUAUAAACGAAGAGGUCAAAAACACUCUCAAAGGCCACAAUGACCUUGUAUGCAUAAAAUUUCUUGAUGAAAUCUUCUGUGGUACUUCAAAUUUAGUUUUCCACUAUUUUGGACGCCAGGCAAAGUCCUUUACAAUAUCUGUAGACGUCGUUCCAACUAUUUUACUUGCUGGGUGGACCCCUGUUGGAUUUCAUGUUCGGCAUUCACUCUUGCUGCAGCAUUCUACAAACGAUUUGAUAUUUUCAGCAAUUUUGAAGACACCAGACCGUGUGCAUGUGGAGCACUAUACCAUGUUUUUUCGAGUAUCAUAUGGUUAUAUCGAACAGGGCAUACUACAAUCAGUGCCAUAUGAUGUUAAAAAAGGAUACAUCAUUCUGAAAUCGCUUGCUGAAACUGGAUAUUUUCCAAAGGUCGUAGACCAUGAUAACGAUAGAACAAUAAAAAAAUUUAUAACCAGCUACCAUCUUAAAACAUGCUUCUUACACGAACUAGAGAAGGCUAGAAAUGAAGGCGAUCUGGAUCUGCAAGAUACUCCAGAAACCCCUGUAAACAGAAUUUCACUAAACUGGGCUAAAAGAAUUCUUGACCGCUUGGAAAGUUGCAUUCAUAAUGGAUCUUUACCCUCCUUUUUUAACCCAAGCAAAAAUUUGCUAGGUGUCAGUCUUGAAGGCAUGUGUCAUCAAGAGAACAUCAUAGAGAAAGAUGCGCUAAUGCAGUUGGUAUCUUUGUUCCAAUAUCUCUUGAACACAGCAGAUAUCUGAUCUGUUCAUUAUGUAAAGCACAUGUUGCAACUAUGAAUUGGUGGCGGUGCCUAAACAAACAGGUUACAGAGUAUUAUUAGUUUAAUCUGCAAGGUACAUUUAGUUAAGUAAAAAAACAGAACUGUCUUGGGAAAAUAUUUGUGUAAAACAAUACUAAGCAAAACAAAUUCCUUAAUGACAUUUGAUGUUCAAACAAGACAUUUCGUAUUUUUGUACAUGUCUGGGCAUUCAUAAACAUAUCUGAGCUAUGAAAUCUCUAGUUUG